UUGAAAAGAACUUCCGUGUGAUGGCGCUAGGUGUAGGUACGAAUUAUGCCAUCUGGCGGAACUGUGCGUAACUAGUGACAACUGUCGUCUACGAACCUCCUGCCACUCGUAGUCUCUUUUCGAUUCGGCGUUAAGAUGGCCACAAGCAAGAAGAAGACCAGGAAGCUGAGAGGACAUGUGAGCCACGGCCACGGUCGUAUUGGUAAACACCGCAAGCACCCUGGAGGUCGCGGUAACGCCGGUGGUAUGCAUCACCAUCGCAUCAAUUUCGACAAAUACCAUCCCGGUUAUUUCGGUAAAUUGGGCAUGAGGAACUACCAUUUGCGCAAAAACUCUAAGUGGUGCCCCAGUAUCAAUCUGGACAGGCUGUGGACCCUUGUCAGUGAGCAAACCAGGCUGAAGUAUAAGGAUAAUGCAGAGGGCAAAGCCCCAGUUAUUGACAUUGUGAAGGCUGGUUACUACAAACUUUUGGGCAAGGGCCGCAUUCCCAAGCAGCCAGUUAUCGUGAAGGCGAAGUUCUUCUCAAAACAGGCUGAGGAUAAGAUUAAAGCAGUUGGAGGCGCUUGCAUAUUGUCCGCGUAAUUUUGUUUAUACAAAUAAGAUCAUCUAAAUUAA
Molecule: messenger RNA, 615 nt
Organism: Dalotia coriaria
Lineage: Eukaryota; Metazoa; Arthropoda; Insecta; Coleoptera; Staphylinidae
Gene: RpL27A
Product: ribosomal protein L27A
Exons: 4
Coding region: 136-582 (148 amino acids)
Biological process (GO): translation
Cellular component (GO): cytosolic large ribosomal subunit; ribosome
Molecular function (GO): structural constituent of ribosome
Source: RefSeq, a predicted model, not a curated record